AUGCGUAGGUCAAAUCACCAGUUCGUCGCCCGGGGCACAGAAGACGACAGAACUUGUCCAGCAUGUGACAAGCCGUGCAGGACCAGCCAAGGGCUUAUGGCGCACAUGUCGACGGCGCGAUCUUGCCUUUGGUACCGCAAGGGAAAGAAUAGAGUUCCUCUUGAGCACGACAUGCCAGAGGUUACCGAGAGCGCCGAGUGCAAUGUGUCCGGCACCAACGACGCGAUGGAUGAGGACGAACCUUAUGAAGACUUCCACGCUUUCCUCGACCACGGUAACCUCUUUCGCUUUGAACUCCCAGCAGAGGCCGCGGGUAUCGUUGAGGAAGCUGGAAACGACAGGGGAGCAUCAGUGGUCCCUGCCCUAGACGACGACGAAGAUACAAGGGUAGAAGAUGUCGAUACGACAGCCGGCCGGGUGAUACGAAUGGAGCCGCGGAUUGUGGAUACAUGGAAGGCGUUCUUUGCGGAGGACUCGGCAACGGAAGGGAGCGACGACUCAGAGGAGGACCGGAUGGAUGUCGACAUCGAGGAGCACGAGGGAGGAUGCGCACAGGAAAGAAACCCUAACGGUCGAUGGAGACCGUUCGCCUCAGAGCUCGACUGGCGCGUGGCGAACUGGAUAAUUAGAGAGGAUGUGGGGCAAGGAUCGCUAAAUCGUUUUCUUAGCAUACCAGGGGUCGUAGAGAAACUAGGACUCACGUUCAAGGAUGUUCGCGAGUUGUUCAUCAAAGUAGACGCCCUUCCCGACCGCGCUGCAUGGAAAACCACGUCUCUGACGUUUCCGGAUCGUAUCGAUGAGCAGCACUUGGUACGUUACAGGGACAUCCUCGAAGCGAUCAAGGCCCUUCUCGGAAAUCCAGCACAUGCCAAAGACGUCGUGUAUCGACCGCGACGCGUAUUCGCCGACCGAUCAAGAACGAAGAGAAUCUACUCCGAAAUGUGGACAGGAUUAUGGUGGAACGCGGUACAGGUACAGUGA
Fomitopsis serialis is the source of this 981-nucleotide messenger RNA. RefSeq lists its product as uncharacterized. The coding region runs from base 1 to 981 and encodes 326 amino acids. The record is from RefSeq and is a predicted model, not a curated record. Lineage: Eukaryota; Fungi; Basidiomycota; Agaricomycetes; Polyporales; Fomitopsidaceae. The transcript has 3 exons.